Molecule: messenger RNA, 2727 nt
Organism: Balaenoptera acutorostrata (minke whale)
Lineage: Eukaryota; Metazoa; Chordata; Mammalia; Artiodactyla; Balaenopteridae
Gene: TOR3A
Product: torsin family 3 member A
Exons: 5
Coding region: 212-1306 (364 amino acids)
Cellular component (GO): endoplasmic reticulum lumen; nuclear envelope
Molecular function (GO): ATP hydrolysis activity; ATP binding
Source: RefSeq, a predicted model, not a curated record
CCUCCGGAACACCAUCCGGGUUUCGGUUCCCGGCCGGCGUCUGGCUCGCCCUGGGUCACAUGGGAGGCGAGCUCUGCCUGCCUGCGGUUCCCGUGGCAACGCCAAUCCCCGGCCAAUCCGGGCCUCGGAAGUGCCGGCGCCCGCCCGCCCACCGUGGGCUGGAAACGGCCGUGGAGGGCGGGCGGCGGAGGGAUCGGCUGCCGACCUGGCCAUGCUUCGCGGCCUGCGGAGUCCGCUCUGGCCCCUGCUGCUGCUCCUGCUCCUGCUGCUGCCGCCCCCGGGCACGUGGGGACACGGCAGCCGCGCGAGGCCGAGGGAGGGGGCCGAGGAGGCGGGCUCGGCCGGGUCCUGGCCGGCCUUCCAGGGCCUGCGGGAGCGGCUGAGGGCGGCCGGCGCCCUCUGCAGACGCUCCUGGGCUCUCUUCAGCUGCCGCGUGUGGCCCGACGGCUGUAGGCAGGAUGAGGAGGCGCCGGCGCGGCCCCCGGGCCUAGAGGCGGACCUGCGCGUGCGCCUGCACGGCCAGCACCUGGUCCGGGAGCUGGUCCUGACAGCAGCCAGGGGCUACUUGGAGCUGCCCCGGCCAGACAAGGCCCUGGCUCUGUCGUUCCACGGCUGGUCUGGCACAGGCAAGAACUUUGUGGCGCGGAUGCUGGCGGAGAACCUGUACCGGGACGGGCUGAGGAGCGACUGUGUCAAGGUGUUCAUCGCCACGUUGCACUUCCCUCACCACAAGUAUGUGGACCUGUACCAGGAGCAGCUGGCAAGCCAGAUCAGGAAGACGCAGGAGCACUGCCACCAGACCCUGUUCAUUUUAGAUGAGGCUGAGAAGCUGCACCCAGGACUGCUGGAGGCCCUCAGGCCACACCUGGAACGCCAGGCCCCCGAGAACCCGAGGGCCAAGUCCCCGAGAACCAUCUUUCUUUUUCUCAGUAACCUUGGGGGCAACAUCAUCAAUGAGGUAGUCCUGAAGCUGCUUAAGGCUGGGUGGUCCCGGGAAGAAAUUGGGAUGGAGCACUUGGAGCCCCAACUCCAGGCUGAGAUUGUGGAAUCCACAGACAGUGGCUUUGGACACAGCUGUCUUGUGAAGGAAAACCUGAUUGACUUCUUCAUCCCCUUCCUGCCACUGGAGUACCGUCACGUGAGGCUGUGUGCACGUGAUGCUUUCCUGAGCCAGGAGCUCCUGUAUACGGAAGAGGCACUAGAUGAAGUCGCCAAGAUGAUGGUGUACGUCCCCAAGGAGGAACAACUCUUCUCUUCUCAGGGAUGCAAAUCUAUUUCCCAGAGAAUUAACUAUUUCCUGCCUUGAGGGCUAGAAGAAAACUUCCAAAGCUGCCUUCCUUCCACUAAUAGGAUCCUGGGGCCUGUCAGCACACUGUCCAGGACGUAACGGGUUGGAGGGGCAGGCUAGCACCAGCAGCCACGAGCACAAGUGGUGUGUAAAAGGGAGGCCUUAAAUCAGAGACAGAGCCAAUUCUUAAAAUCACUUGGUGCCUUACAGAGCCACAUUCCAAAAUGUGGGCCAGCUGGUUGGAGAAGGUCAUGUGGGAGAUAAAUCCCAAGGAUUUAUUAGCAUAUCAGCUCCUGCCUGCAGAUGCCUGGACUUGGGUGUUGGGCCUGAGGCUGCAGUAUCCUCAGUGACAGAGAAGGGAAAAAUGAACUUCUGCUUACCAGUGGCAGGAACUGGGUGGGUUAGCUUUCAAGUUGUUAUUCCCAGAGGGAAGCUGAUCAGCUUCUAUCUGUGAGAUCAGGAAAGAGCCUCAGGCUGAAGGAAAAAGUGCACAGAGGAAGAUUUUUUUUUUUUUUUAAUCAGGUACAUGUAGGCUAAGACUUGUUCUGCUCUGCAGAUUUAAAUCAAUUAAAAGAAUUUUUUUUUAAGUUAUGGACCUUGACAUGAUUGUAUCAUAUGUAAAGAUUAAAAUUUUGUAUUUUUCUAAAACCCUCGGCUUACUUACCUUCUUACUGAGCCCUAGUAAUGGUGCUCACUCAGCAGAAUUCCACAUGCCAGCUAAUACUGAUGGGGACUGGUGGAGACGGGGGACAUACACUGGCACUCGCAGAGCUGACCGGGUGGUUGCCUGCUCUGCCAGUUUACUUCCGCUUGCUUUGGGGCCACACCAGCUGAGCCAGGCUAGUUCAACCUCUUACUGAAGAGGCCGCCAAAGCACAGUGCCCUUAUAUAUAUGAAAAGAGCACGCCUGUGCGCCCAGCUUUAAAAAGAAAAACAGUCAUCGUUGAGGAUUGAACGGCCACGUGUAAAUGUGUACAUUGUGCCUCUAUACACAGGAGGUGCUCAUUCUGUGUUUUUCCCCUUCCCUCUACCACACUUCUGGAAUUACACACGGCUCUUUUAUAUGUGUCAUCACCUCAAGUGGCCCUCUUAUUUACAGUCCUCCCAACCCUCUCACCUUUAGUCCUGGUAAAAUGGAACACUUCUGCUCCUCUCCUGUUUAACACUUUAUUACAUUCGUUUACUUGAACAGCUACCUCUAGGUUAGGCAGUACCUAGCCUGAGCAACGUUAGAUACCCAGUCAAUCCUCACAUAAAUUAAAGGCACUGAGUUUUACACCACCCAUGGGACAGACGUAAACCUGGCCUCACUGCACAAUCCAACGGGGGCCGGUUUUAGGUGCUGGCUCCCCGUCUCACGCUAGAGCGUUUCAGGAACAGUAUGCAGCCACCCGAUCCUGUAACGUACCCAGAUCUAAACUCUGUAAACACACACUUUA